This is a messenger RNA of Lingula anatina, 3222 nucleotides long. RefSeq lists its product as uncharacterized. Gene Ontology annotation, molecular function: calcium ion binding; chitin binding. Gene Ontology annotation, cellular component: extracellular region. NCBI's taxonomy places the organism in Eukaryota, Metazoa, Brachiopoda, Lingulata, Lingulida, Lingulidae. The record is from RefSeq and is a predicted model, not a curated record.
UUCAACACGUAUAAUUCACCCGUCCUGCAGAGGCGGCAGACGUGAGUUGUUCUCCGUGAAGAAGAUUCAAGAUGAACGCCCUUUAUCUGUUGCUAGUGAUUGGUUGGUUGGCAACAUUAGUGCCCAUUGUGACGGGGUCUUACUGCACACAAACCUACACCUGCACAAAAUCUCAGCGGUAUACGACUAGCUGCGGUUUUCUGGGAUGGAAGAGAUGUACUCGUUACAGAAACGUGAACUCCCAGUGUUCCAGGCAGGUGUGUUGUAACGGAUGGACCGGAGCAGGUUGUAAGCAAGAUGUCAACGAAUGUCUGGUAAACAAUGGUGGAUGUCAACAAACGUGUGUGAACGAGGUCGGGUCAUUCCAUUGUGAAUGUAGCCCAGGAUUUACCCUGCAUUCAGAUGGAAAAACAUGUGUAGACAAGGAUGAAUGUGCUCUUGGCGUGGCCAGUUGUCACGUGCUGGCCUCGUGUGUCAACACCCAGGGGUCUUUCUUUUGUGUCUGCGACCCUGGAUAUACUGGGGACGGAAUCACGUGCACUGAUAUCGACGAAUGUGCAUUGAACAAUGGAGGAUGUGACCAAGUGUGUUUAAAUGAGAUAGGUUCCUUCAGUUGUGACUGUAAGGCCGGUUAUCGGCUAAUGGACGACGGUGUCACUUGUCAAGAUAUUCAGCUUGAAUGCCAGCAGAAUUGUUCUCAAUUAUGCUGGCAAACGCCCGGUUCUUUCAUCUGUGCUUGUGACAUGGGCUAUGUGCUGAAUGCAGAUGGCGUCACGUGUGACGAUUUAGAUGAAUGCAGCUACGAGAACGGAGGCUGUGCACAGGUUUGUAAAAACCUACCUGGUUCCUACCAGUGUGAAUGUAACCCUGGAUACCAGUUUGGAGAAGACGGUAUUACGUGUGAAGAUCUCGACGAAUGCGUACCAUUGAACAAUGGAGGAUGUGACCAAGUGUGUUUAAAUAACAGAGGUUCCUUUAGUUGUGACUGUAACGUCGGUUAUCAACUGACGGGUGACGGUGUCACUUGCCAAGAUAUCGAUGAAUGCCAGCAAAACAUCUGUUCUCACUUUUGCACGAACACAAACGGAUCUUUCACCUGCACCUGUCAGGCCGGCUAUUUGAUGAAUGCAGAUGGGGUCACAUGCGAUGAUGUAAAUGAAUGCAGCACCAAUAACGGAGGCUGUGCACAGGUGUGUAACAACCUACCUGGUUCCUUCCGGUGUGAAUGUAGCCCGGGAUACCAGUUUGGACAAGACGGUAUUACGUGUGAAGAUAUAAAUGAAUGCAACUCGUUCAAUGGAGGGUGCCAAGACAUUUGUGAAAACACCCUGGGGUCAUUUGUAUGCAAAUGUAACAUUGGGGAACUCAGCAGCGACGGCCUGAGCUGUGAAGCAACCAAGGAACCAAGCGUGUUCCAACGUAACAGCAUAGCUCGUAAACUUUUGCCACGAGGGUGUGCUGUGGUCACACUGACUCGUUGUACAGAGGGCGCUGAUGUAGAAGUCCGUCUUUCAUCCACAGCUGAAUGGUACAAGUUGACUUCUGACCCCAAUAUCAUAUUCACACUUGGUAUCGUCUUUAUUGAAGUGAACGACAUUGCCCUUCCAAUGUCAAUCACGGGUAUGGAAAUACACAAUCCUAAUGGUAACUUCAUGAUGCAAAUGGGAUCUUUGACUUAUGGCGAAUCGGACGGAACCGUGCUGGCAACCGACCGAAACAAUGAUUGCCUUUCAUUUAAUCUAACGCCUAGAGAUGUGUUUGACUUUGUUUCAUCCGGGUCUUUCUUGUCGACAUUCUUGGAGAAUAUCUACAAAGCGCUGCCGAACUGGAUCAAAUUCACGUCAACGGGUUUCGAUAUUCUUUCAAUCAAUCAACUGAAGACGGACCUUUUGCAUGGGCGAGAUGUUCAGAAAGUACAGGCAUGUCGUGGUGCGCCUUUGUUCGAUAACAAACUCUACACCAUCUUCCAGUUUAGAAGUGGUUUCAGCCUUAGCGUCUAUGGCAACGAAAUAUCUCUCCCAAAGCCACUGAACGGAACUGAGUUUUGUCUUAUCGUUGACAUUUGCAGAGCCUAUGGCGGCACGGUUUUCCUAAUGUUUCCUCCGGGAUCUAGAGAGCUUCUCAGUCAGCUGAAGGUGAUAAGUGAUAUGGAGGAGAAGGGUGGUUUUAAGUUGUUCCUUAAUGGUAUUGGUUUGUCAAUAGUUAAGGAGAUAAACGUACACUACACAGCGUCAGAGUUGACGUUCUGGAAUGGGGAUGGAUUCUUCCAGUACCCAGUAUUCCCAAAAGCGCACAUGUGGCUUGGUGGUGGCAUUACCAAGAAUACCAGCGUCUACGACAUCUCCGCUGAAACCGAUAUUUACCUAGGAUUUCCCCGUAACCCACUCUCACUUCUUUCUCACGUAUUCUUAGAGGAGUGGAAUGCUAUUGUGAGACUCAACGUAGUUGCAUCGUGCACCCUAAAGUUUAAGUUGUUAGGCAAGCAGCGAAGCAUACGAUUACAAGAGCUGGGCGUCUCCAGUCUGGAAACACACAUUUCAGUCGGCGGCCUAGAACCCAGACAGUGGUGCGGAGCGAACGCCAACCCUCCAGGUAUCUUCCUGUCACUUCGGCUCAGCAUCAACCCCUUCAGGAACAUCCCCAUACUAGGUGAUUGGGUGUUCUAUAAUCGACACUCGGUCUAUGCUUUCGUUACCUACGACCAGUCGGGCAAGAUCAAGAACCUGCCGACUGUUGAUCUUCUUCAAGACAUCGUAGAUAUCCAGCAAAUCGUGAAUCAUUUUAUGGAGGUGCUAAAUCAAAAUCUAGAGAGGUUCAAGGGUCUUCUCUCCAAUACAGCGGCAGCACUGCUUAAUUUAGUUCACACCGCCCUCGCUGAUCUUAAGGCUGCCAUUCAGGAAAUUGUAGGCGAUUUGCAAAAUCUCACAUUCCCCGAUUUCUCUGUCGUAUUAGACACCAUCCGUAAUGCAUGGACUGUCCUAAAAAUGGCAUCACAGAACUUCCUUGACGCCGUUGAGUUCAAUAUUGAAAUCGCCAAACACAACUUUACGGAGAUGAUCAAAUUCGAGGUAAAUCGCAUUAAGGGAAUGUGGAUGCAGCAAUCGAAAAGGCGCUUGGUGAGGUAAAUUCGGCCACUGAUGAUAUUUCUGGGUUCGGGGUACGCUACAAGACGACCAUUAAAUUUUUAGGUCUGGAGAUAUAUGGACUUCAAGUUGAGUUUGU